AUGUCCUCGGAUUCCGGUUCCGACAACGAUGAUCGAAACCCGAACGCGAUCCUGACUCCGAAUACGGGUUCAAUGGAUCUUUCGCUGGAUGCAAUAAAGAAUCAGUUGGAAUCAAUAUCAAUUACAUCCCAGGUCGAGAUGAGAUCAUUUGAUCAAGAAGAAGAGCAACUAAUGUUUACCAAUGGACUGUUGAAUGAAGAAAGUGGAUCAAAAGUAGUGGAUGAAUUCGAAGGGGAGCUAAGCAAUAGUGAUUUUACGGCGGAAUCGUCUUCUAGGGUGAUUAUGAGCUCGUCGUCAGUUUGGAAGUACGAUACUUUAGAGGCGGAAGAAGUGGAGGCACCUUUUAGUCCGAGUAGCAGCGGGUAUGCAGGCGAGAGAGGGAGUGUUGGGAUUGAAUCCCACAUCGCCUGUGGAUGUUGGGCUUGCAUAUAA
Fraxinus pennsylvanica is the source of this 432-nucleotide messenger RNA. The record is from the annotation of a GenBank genome assembly. Lineage: Eukaryota; Viridiplantae; Streptophyta; Magnoliopsida; Lamiales; Oleaceae.